Messenger RNA from Pecten maximus, 638 nucleotides. RefSeq names its product histone H1-delta-like. The record is from RefSeq and is a predicted model, not a curated record. Gene Ontology annotation, cellular component: nucleosome; nucleus. Gene Ontology annotation, molecular function: structural constituent of chromatin; double-stranded DNA binding; nucleosomal DNA binding. NCBI's taxonomy places the organism in Eukaryota, Metazoa, Mollusca, Bivalvia, Pectinida, Pectinidae. The transcript has 2 exons. Gene Ontology annotation, biological process: negative regulation of DNA recombination; chromosome condensation; nucleosome assembly. Bases 1 to 570 code for a protein of 189 amino acids.
AUGUACACUUAUAUUGCUAGUAUACAAGAAAUAUGGCCGAGAAAAACUACCAAGCCGAAGACCCCACCAGCUCACCCGAAGUACAGCGACAUGGUGGCAUCUGCUGUGGGAAGUCUGAAGGAACGUGGAGGCUCGUCCCGCCAGGCGAUAUUGAAGUACAUCAUGGCUAACUUCAAAGUCGGUACUGACGCCAAGGCAAUCAAUGCACAUUUGAAGAUCGCCCUCCGCAACGGAGUGAAGAAGGGGGCCCUAAAACAGUCCAAGGGUACCGGAGCUGCCGGAUCAUUCAAACUCGGAGAGAAGCCUAAACCAGCUAAGAAACCAGCAGCGAAGAAGGUGACUAAGCCGAAAGCAGCAAAGCCUAAGAAACCAGUAGCGAAGAAGGCGACCACAUCGGCGACGGCUAAGAAACCAAAGGCAAAGACACCCAAGAAAACAGCAGCUAAGAAAACUGUAGAGAAGAAGAAACCGGCAGCAAAGAAAGCCACCAAGCCUAAGACUCCGAAGAAAAAGGUCACUAAGUCUCCAAAGAAAGCCAAGACCACUAAGCCUAAGGCAGCCAAGAAGUGAAGAAGUAGAUCGUCUACUACCCGAAGAAAACAUAAACAGUCCUUUUCAGGACUACCCAACUUUCUCAA